CAUUAGUUCUUUCAACAACAUUUCCAGUGGCCUUCAGCCCUUCACUUUCUCCCCAGGCCAGCUUAGCUUGCUGCAAAUUAAUCAUGGUAGCUACCCAGGUGGAACCAAAUGGAUGGCCAUUUGGGCUUGAAAAGAUGAACAUAUGGCUUAGAGUGAAUGAUGCUCCUCAUUCUCAAGUUGACACACUAUCACUAGACCCUUCCCCAUUGUGUGUUGUUCACUCCCCAAGUUUAUCCUCAUUCUCCUCUUCCAAUCUUGAUACUGAGUCAACAAUGUCGUUCUUCGUUGAUCAAAGUGUAUCUCUAGGACGACUAAUUGGGAUGAGACCCGAAGACAAGAGGAAGUUGUAUUUUCCGAAAGCAAUGCAGAGUGAGAUGCGUGGAAAAAAUGUUGUGAACAAAAUAUUGCAAUUAGAGGUGUCAAAUGGACAAGAUGGAAGAGAAAUGGGACAAUGGCUUUGUGUGCCACUGUUACACAAUGCUUUAGAGAAAAUUAGCCGUAGUAAAGGCAACAAUUCAAAGUAUAAAAUGUUUAAUUGUUAAAACUUAAAAUCAAUAAUAGAAUUUCACGUAUUUUAUCACUUUA
Ipomoea nil (Japanese morning glory) is the source of this 585-nucleotide messenger RNA. RefSeq lists its product as uncharacterized. The coding region runs from base 84 to 542 and encodes 152 amino acids. The transcript is spliced from 3 exons. NCBI's taxonomy places the organism in Eukaryota, Viridiplantae, Streptophyta, Magnoliopsida, Solanales, Convolvulaceae. The record is from RefSeq and is a predicted model, not a curated record.